Molecule: messenger RNA, 3618 nt
Organism: Zophobas morio
Lineage: Eukaryota; Metazoa; Arthropoda; Insecta; Coleoptera; Tenebrionidae
Gene: Ide
Product: insulin-degrading enzyme
Exons: 15
Coding region: 120-3173 (1017 amino acids)
Biological process (GO): peptide catabolic process
Cellular component (GO): mitochondrion; cytosol
Molecular function (GO): metalloendopeptidase activity; metal ion binding
Source: RefSeq, a predicted model, not a curated record
ACAGUUCAGCCAGUUUGACAGUUCGAUCUUGGAAGUCAAGUGGGCUCUGUGGUCACCAAAAACCCAACGUUUUACUAGUAUUUAAAUGAGUUAAUUGUUACAAAUUAAAUUAAGUCUGGAUGCAGUUCAUAAAACACAGUGUAGUGUUCGUCAAGAAGUUAACUGACAACCGCUUGAAAACAUUUUACUUUUACAGUACCAUAAGUUUAACCGCAAACAAAUCCACCACCACGAACAAAAUGGACACACCAAACCUAGUUGUACGGAGAGUCGAAAAUAUCAUCAAAUCGCAAGAGGACAAACGGCUGUACCGAGGCCUGGAGCUCGCCAACCACAUGAAAGUGCUGCUGGUUAGCGACCCCACGACCGACAAGUCUGCAGCGGCUCUGGACGUAAACGUUGGGUACAUGAGUGACCCCAAGGAAGUCCUAGGGCUGGCGCAUUUUUGCGAACACAUGCUUUUUUUGGGUACCAAGAAGUACCCAAACGAGAACGACUACAGCAAGUUUUUGAGUGAGCACGGGGGCAGCAGCAACGCCGCCACUUACCCGGAUCACACAAUAUACUAUUUUGACAUAGUACCUGAUGAACUGAAUAAUGCUCUGGAUAGAUUUUCGCAGUUUUUCAUCGCCCCGUUGUUUACUGAAAGUGCGACUGAUCGAGAAGUGAACGCUGUUAAUUCCGAACACGAGAAAAAUAUACCCAGUGACGUUUGGCGGAAGGACCAGUUGGAUAAGCAUUUGGCGCACCCCAACCACUCCUACCAUACUUUUGGAACGGGUAAUAAAUAUACUUUGGACACGUUACCAAAAGAAACUAACAUCAAUGUCCGUGAUGAGUUAUUAAAGUUCCAUGAGAAAUGGUAUUCAUCUAAUAUAAUGUGUCUGGCAAUAUUGGGAAAGGAAACUCUUGAUGAACUGGAAGAAAUGGUGGUCAAACUAUUUUCAGAAGUGAAAGAUAAGUCUGUAGAGUCCCCCAGGUGGGAGGAGCACCCAUUUAAAGAAGAACACUUCGGGACGUGCGUGUACAUGUACCCCAUUAAAGAUGUCAGGAACUUGAAUAUAGUUUUCCCAUGUCCAGAUCUUCAAGAGUAUUACAAGUCUUCACCGUCGCACUAUAUUAGUCACUUGAUGGGGCACGAGGGUCCUGGGAGUAUUCUGUCGACGUUGAAGGCGCGCGGAUGGUCGAAUAAUCUGGUAGCUGGUAGUAGACCGGCGCCUCGAGGUAUGGGUUUCUUUGGGGUGACUGUGGAUUUAACCGAAGAAGGAAUUAAGCACAUUGAUGACAUUGUCGAGUUGAUUUUUCAGUAUAUGAACAUGUUGAAGGAGCAGGGUCCGCAGAAAUGGGUGCAGGACGAAAAUAGGGACAUCGGGAACAUGCUGUUCAGGUUCAAGGAUAAAGAGUCGCCGAGGAGUUACAUUUCGGGGUUGGUUCACACGUUACAAGACUACGCGAUGGAGGAUGUGUUGAGUUGUAUGUACUUAUUUUCCGAGUGGAAACCCGACAUUAUUGAGAGUAUAUGGAGCGAUUUUGUGCCUGAAAAGAUCCGAAUCGUGGUUUUGGCCAAGCAGUAUGAGAGUCAGUUGGAUGAGGUUGAGCCGUUUUAUGGGACAAAGUAUAAAGUGAAGAAAAUCCAGGAGAGCACGUUACAGAAGUGGCGCGACGCUGGUCUCUCAGACAACCUGAAAAUGCCCGAAAAGAACGAAUUCAUCCCCACGGAUUUCCAGUUGUUCACAAUCGACAAGGAUAUUACAGAACACCCGACAAUUAUUCAAGACACUGCGUUAACCAGAGUGUGGUUCAAGCAAGACGAUACGUUUCUCUUACCCAAGGCCAACGUCAUGUUCGAUUUUGUCAGUCCUUUGGCUUAUUUGGACCCCCUCAACUGCAACCUCACCCACAUGUUGGUACAAUUAUUCCGAGACGCUUUAAAUGAGUACGCGUACGCAGCUGAACUCGCUGGCUUAAAGUGGGAGCUUAUCAACACAAAAUACGGGUUAAUUCUCGCGAUUGGUGGCUACAGCAAUAAACAACACAUUUUGUUGGAUAAGGUGAUGGAAAAAUUGACGCAUUUUAAAGUGGACCCCAAACGGUUCGAAAUUUGCAAAGAAAACUACAUCAGGAACUUGAAGAACUUCGCCGCCGAGCAACCAUAUCAGCACGCCGUCUACUACUUAGCUGCCUUACUAACUGAACACUCGUGGACUAAACAAGAGCUUUUAGCCGCCACAGACCAGCUGACUCUCGACAAACUGGAAGCUUUCAUUCCGCAAAUCCUCUCCAAGAUGCACAUCGAAUGCCUCAUCCACGGCAACGCCAACAAGGAAAAAGCGCUCCAGCUCGUCCAAAUCGUGGAAGACCGCCUCCUUUCGGCCCUCAACAUGUCGCCCCUCCUCCCCAGGCAGCUCCUACUUAACCGCGAGCUCAAACUCGAAGACGGCUGCAACUACGUGUACGAAGUCCAGAACGACGUGCACAAAGAGUCGUGCAUCGAACUCUACUACCAGUGUGGGCUGCAAUCAAAAGAGAACAACAUGAAACUCGAACUAUUUGCUCAAAUCAUCCAAGAACCGUGUUUCGAUAUCUUGCGAACCAAAGAACAGUUGGGGUACAUCGUUUUCAGCGGGAUCAGGAGGUCGAACGGGGUGCAGGGGUUGCGGAUCAUCGUGCAGUCGGACAAGCACCCGACGCACCUGGACGACCGGAUCGAGGAGUUCUUGAAGAACAUGUUGACGCACUUGGUGAACAUGCCGGAGGACGAGUUCGCGAGGCACCGGGAGGCGCUGGCGGCGCAGAGGCUGGAGAAACCGAAGCAGUUGUCCACGCAGACGAAUAUUUACUGGGGGGAGAUCACGGCGCAGCAGUAUCAUUUCGACAGGGCGAACGUGGAGGUGGGGUAUCUGAGGACGUUGACGAAGGAGGAUAUCGUCGAGUUUUUUAAGAACUUGCUCGAAGAAAACGCGCAACUGCGGAAGAAACUCUCGGUCCAUGUGGUUUCCAUGGCGGACGGAGGCGCCGGUACUCUAUCCGAAAAAGAAUUCACUGCCACAGACCGGCAAAACAAACCCUCAGUAGUGUGCGACAUCACCGUCUUUAAGAGCUCUCACGAGAUGCAUCCUCUUGUUCAGCCUUACAUCAACAUAACACGCAAGGGAAACAAGUGCAAACUUUGAUUAGAAAUUUCAACUAGGAAGUGAAUAAAUACUUCAACAAGCUGUGUGCAUUUUACACUUAGGUGAUUGUAGCGUAAAGGGUUCACUAAUAAUGUUUUAAUGUGUGAUAAAGUUAGUUCAAGUCUACGUGUGGAAUACGUCGUGUUAACAAAAUCCAUUCAGUAUUUCAAUGUCAAACACGCCAUAAUUUUGCACGUGGAUUUGAAUUAGCGGUGGGGGUUUUGGGGCAAUAACUGUUAACAGAGACACUCUUCACUCAUCUUUCAAGUUUUAAAAUGUGAUUACGAAAAUCAAAACCGAAACAGAAGCACCACAGAAACGAGAAAUGCAGUCGAUAAAUAGGUUUCAAAAUACUAAUUGUGAUUUUUUUUACUACAACAGUGAACUGUUAUUUCUCCAAGGACCUGAAUUGUAGUGCAUAUUUAAUAAAUCACUUUUGAUUUAA